Molecule: messenger RNA, 4443 nt
Organism: Monomorium pharaonis (pharaoh ant)
Lineage: Eukaryota; Metazoa; Arthropoda; Insecta; Hymenoptera; Formicidae
Exons: 1
Coding region: 1020-3593 (857 amino acids)
Source: RefSeq, a predicted model, not a curated record
UCCAUUCUACACAAACAAAUUGAAAUCUAAUAUAUCCUUCUGAAAUCUCCUUCUGGUGCGUAUUGUUUACGAUGUUUGACUGAAGAAAUAUGACAUUAAUGAAAAAUGCAUAAAAGAAAAAGAUUAUAUGAAGUUAUGAUUAUUUAUUCGAAAAUAUGAAGCUUGAGCUUUGAUAUAAAGUAUACAUUAUCUUCAGUUUAACUUCGUACAUAACUUGUAUUCAAUUUAAUUAAUUAAUUUUGUUUGGUUGAGAUAUAUUUCAUCUGGUGUAAGCUGCACCUUUUCCGGUAUGGAUUACACUCCCCAUCCGCAAUAAUUACAUAAAACGCAUAUACAGACAUUAAAGAUUGAAUGAAUACAUUCGUUUUCACGUUAUCAGUGAAAUGUAUGCAAACCCAUCAAGUUUGUCAUGCUUUUGUCUACAUAUACGGCAUGUGUCUCGAAAGCUUUUUUUUUACCGCUGGAAUAACGAUCACAAAUGCUUAUGCCAAUAUCUGACAUUCAUGCUCUUUUAUUAAUCUUCUUCGUUAAUUUUCUCUUUAUUUCUGUCAAACACGCUGUAAAGAUGUUGAAAAAUCACAUGUGUUUAUAUUAAAUUCGAAGUGUGAAUUCCAUCUGGACCUCAGGUGGAAAUCACAUUUGAGAUUAUUUUUUAACGGGAAUCUUACUAAUUAAUGAUAAGAAUUAUUAAUUAAUAUAAAUUCAAACUUUGUUUUUUUUCCAUUGUAACGCAAAUCGCGAUGAAUCAUAUUCGGGUUAAAACGAACAAACAGCGAGUUUGUGUGCGAUAAUACAUCUCUAAAAAAGCAUAAAAAUAAAGAGACGCAUAGCCAGAAGAUGUAGAGCUUCUUCGGCUGUAGCUACCACUACUUAACAGUAUUUAGCUCAGCGUAAGCAACGAAGAAGACUCGCAAAGGAGAGUAUCUGAGUGGUCGUGAACGUUCUCUCCGUUUCUCCGAAACGAGCAAACCGAUCGAUCGUUCGCCAGUUCCCAAAUUCAAGACGUACAUUUGGACAUAAUGGUUGCAGAUUGCGAAAUAGCCAGCAAUUACAGCAGCGUGAGCAGCGAACGUGCGCGAAUGUACUGCGGCGGAAUGUAUCAGCGGUUCUCCGAGCGUCCUUACGAUAGCCUUCGUUUGGAGAAUGUUAGAGUCUCAAUGACCGCUGAACGAAAGAAACCUGUUCUAAUUACACGUUCGAGAACGCUUGUUAAUGGACGAAGCCAAGUUGAAUCAAACGCAAAGAUCUCUCGGGAGAUGAAGGCUUUCGGAAAAUCGCGUUAUGAAGCGAGACGAAAAUUUUUCGAAGAUCUGGAAUGUCAAAAGAAUUCAGCGACGGACUUGGUCAUGUUGUCAGAAACAAAAGCAACGUGCAUAAAUGAUAGGAAAAACAAGUCAAUGUUUGAACAAAUUUCCACGAUAUAUCCGAACAAAGAGAAACUGCGCGUGAAACUGUAUGAUACAUCUCUCAUAAAAGCGAAUAGGAAAGAACAUGUUGAAAAUCUGGACAGCGAUACGCAGUCGAGCAACAAUAUCGCGGUGCAUUCCGUGGCAUGGACGAAUAUCGCGCAGCCGAGUUUCGUUGAACGUGUUAACAUGAAAAAGGCGAAUUCGCGUAAUAUUGUGUCCUAUAUAAAUGGUACUAUUCAAACAGAAGAGGAAAAAGGACAUUAUGAAAGAGCUGAAUGUCCAACGGUCGAGAUGAUUACUUCUAUAAAAACAUCUUCAACGACUUGUGAAGAUAAAUCGGAUUCUACGGUCGGUAUGGAUAACGAACAACAACGGGAUACAACGAAUACGGAAAUGACACUUGCCCGCAAUUGCGCUAAAACAUUUCAAUAUGAUAACAAUGAUAACGAGGAAAACUUACAGUUGAGCGAUUUAUCUUCCAAUAACUAUGAUGGGCGUUCCAGCGAUCAUUAUGAAUACGAUGAUGAUAAAGAGGCGUUGGCAGAUAAGGAAAUGAACAACGAGUUAAAAUCGUCGGUGGAGCUGAAGAAAGAAAACGUUCGAUCUUGGAUCGAAACCAUAUGCGAUAGCAACUGGUCGAACAUCUCGGAAACCGAUAAAGCAUAUGAAUCAUAUUGCAAUGAUAUUACAAAGAUUGUCGAGAGUAUCGACGUGAACAUUGCCUCGUCGAAGACGGAAUUGGACGCGUUACCCGAUACUGACGCUUGCGUCAAGUACAAUCUGGACUCUGCGAAUAUGAGUCUCAUUUACAGCUUGACUCCACCGGCGGCCGUUGAUCAGGAUGAGAGUGGCAAUGAUGAUACUUCGCAGGACAUAGCGGAACGCUCGUCAGAAUGGCAAUCCGAUUUAACAAGAAGCGACAACGAUGAACCAUUGAGCGAUUACAUAUGGAUAGAGCCGGAGGCGACUAAAACGGAGUGCGUCAAGUCCACGCGAGAUCACAGGUCGUCGAGCGGUAGUAGCUGUGGAGAAUUAGAUCAGCCCGUAUCCGAGAGGGAUUCGGGAAGUGGUUCCGACAUACUCGAGUUACCGAGCUACACGUUUCGCGAACUUAAGGAUAUCGACGGCGAGAUCUUCCUCAACGGAAUCAAUGAAUCUGCCAACGAGAUCAUCGCUGAUCUCAACGCGUCUGUCGAAGCGCCGUCGUCUUAUGAGGCUGUGGAAGUUGCACAGCAAAUUAUUACCGAGAUUAUCGAGUCUAUUUACAUUCUGCUGCAUUUAGAUUCCUCUAUUUAUGACCUCAGCGUCUUGAGAGAAAUUGUAUGUAACUUGAUCAACAAUUACCAUCGCGAGUGCUUACUUAUAGAAUCUGGCGAUCAAGCGUACAUUUCGAAUGUUGACGCGACGAGCGACAACAAUAUUGACAACAUUUGUCGUAUUAAAGGUUUUCUGGGAAAUUUGUCGUCGAACUGUGACGAUUACAAUAAACGAGAUUACGAAAUAGAAUUACAUAAGACAGAGAAUCACGAAUCCCCAGCCGUGAUUGAAUUCUGCACUGUGGCGAAGAAGUUGCCGAUCGUUGCUGUCGACAAUAACGCCUUGGAAUUAAACUUUCGUAUUAUCAAAGUCUCGACAAAUGAGUACACGGAUGUACCACCAGGUGCUCGUCUUCGCCUGUUCGGCGAAAACUCGAUCGUCGUUGAUCGCGGUCUCAAGAUUGAUAAAUCUAGGGAUAGUGAAAGUGCAGCUGUGAUAAAAUCAGAGAUAAAAACCUGGCCGUGCGAACGAUGCUUCUACUGCGAGGAGGAGGAAUCGAUAAGAGAGAAACUGAAUUUGACGCCUAUAAGCGAAGAGCCAGACGAUGUUUCGCACGAGGCCAUCGACACCGCUUUAAAAGACCUUGAUGACGAAUCGUUGUGUCACUUGAAAACUGGCGAUGUUAUCGAAGAGAAUACGGCAGCGAAUCCUAUGAAGAAACACAUUUCUCUCGACGAUACCUAUACAAUUUCCGAAGUCAGCUCCGUCAUUAUUUCGGAUAACGACGACGUUGACAACGAUUUUGAGGGAGAAUGCGUUUUGGAGGACAUUGGAGAUUCCUCCAUAGAUUGCAUGUCAUGUUCUUACGAGACUAAAGAGUUUAUGUACCUGGAAAAAGCUCUUGCUGCUGAAACAACUCGCGACUGAGCGCGUAGCGCUUUGUCUUUACAAAAUAUGUUUAUAUUUUGUCUUAAUUCCCACGAUUGUUUAAUUGAAUUACUAAAAAAUAUCGUUUUCCUUGAAAAGAGGAAAAGUAUUUUAACGAUCAAUUCGUUGAUAUGCAACUGCAUCACAACAGCGUGCGGACUGGUUGUUCUAUUUAAUUUUUUUUAAGGAUCUCUCUUAAUAUUGUUCACGUGCGAAGAACAUUGCAUCUAAUAAUUUGUACGCUCAAUCUUGCAUGCCAUUUUCUACGCGUAUUUUUAGUCUGUUUAAUGCCGAUUUUCUGUACAUCUGGCAAAGAAAAACUUUGUGUAAGUACGCGUGCGUAAAUGUUAAAUGCUAAGAAAUGUUAUUUUAUGUUUGUUAAGUUUUGAUGAUUUUACCUUUUCUCAUAACUUUUACAAUUUUACUGUCUCUUUAUGCACGAACAAAGCGCAACUCUUGUGCGAUUGACUUUAAGCACAUCUGAUCGAAAAAAAAUUGACUAUUUCUUACAUAUGCGAAUCAACAUUGACAUUUAUAAUAUACGAAUAUUAAUAUCGUCUAUUUUCUAGUAUUUUCAGUUUUGACUCUUCUUUUUUCUUUUUUGUUAAGUUGUGACUUAAGAAUGAAAUAUUUUGUUAUAUAAUCCAAUAUGUUAAUUUUAAUAUUUUGCUUUCUGAUAUGUAAUAAUAAGUUUAAUCAAUUGUUAUAUUAUGAUUUACACUUACUACUUUUUUCUAAAAAUAUUGUAACUAAGUUAACUUAAAUUGCGAAAUGCUUAUAUAUUUCAUUUACAUAUUUUCAAGUAUUUGCAACAGCUUCACAGUUUAAUGAUAUAAAAGUUUGCACAUAA